Messenger RNA from Frieseomelitta varia, 873 nucleotides. RefSeq names its product U11/U12 small nuclear ribonucleoprotein 35 kDa protein-like. The coding region runs from base 220 to 849 and encodes 209 amino acids. Gene Ontology annotation, molecular function: snRNA binding; mRNA binding. Gene Ontology annotation, cellular component: U12-type spliceosomal complex; precatalytic spliceosome. Gene Ontology annotation, biological process: mRNA splicing, via spliceosome. The transcript has 4 exons. Lineage: Eukaryota; Metazoa; Arthropoda; Insecta; Hymenoptera; Apidae. The record is from RefSeq and is a predicted model, not a curated record.
AAUAUUGCAUACAGAUGGCGACAUCGUAUAAUCUGAAAUUGUUUUCAAUAUUGUCAUAUGUAUUUGUCACGUCGUGGGAAAGAUUAUGUUAUUAUUUUUUGAUUUUAGAAAAUAUUGAUUAAGAAUAAUUACAAGUAGAAACUUUUUGAAUGUGACGUGUGAUAAUAGUCUUUUUCUUUGUAUUUCUUAACGCAUUGUCGCCAAUUUAUUUUCACAAAGAUGGCUAAUGUACUGCAGAAUUGGAGUCCCUACGCCAAAGAAUAUGAUCCGUUGAAAGCAGGAAGUAUUGAUGGUACAGAUACAGAACCACAUGAUAAAGCUAUUAGUCGUGCAAUGCAAGCGCAUUAUGAACCACCUCGUGGAUUAAAAUCAAAACCACAAAGAACGUUAUUCGUCGCGAGGUUUGGUUCAAAGAUCACCAAACAUGAUUUAAAAGAGUUUUUUUCUAGAUACGGCGAAGUUGUAUCAGUGAAAAUUAUAGUUGAUGUUGUAACUGGGCUAUCUCAGGGUUAUGGAUUUGUUGAAAUGAGAAGUGAAGAUGAAGCUGCAAGAGUCAUUAGACGCUGUGUUGAUGUUACGCUAAAGGGACAUCAAAUUUUUAUAGAUUAUGAAUGUGGACGUACUUUGCAUGGAUGGAAACCAAGGAGACUUGGUGGUGGUUUUGGUGGCAAAAAGGGAUCAGGUCAGCUUAGAUUUGGUGGAAGAGAUAGGCCUUUUAAAAAGCCAAUUGUACCUAAUAUUAUUAGGUCUAAUCCUCACCAUCAAGAACAUCAUCAUCAUCAUCAAGAACAUCACCACCAUCAAGAACAUCAUUAUCAUCAAGAACAUCAUCGUCAUCAUUAUCACUAAGAAAGUUUUAUAUUUAUAACGUAA